Aspergillus luchuensis is the source of this 4854-nucleotide messenger RNA. RefSeq lists its product as uncharacterized. The record is from RefSeq and is a predicted model, not a curated record. Gene Ontology annotation, molecular function: 3-oxoacyl-[acyl-carrier-protein] reductase (NADPH) activity; 3-oxoacyl-[acyl-carrier-protein] synthase activity; holo-[acyl-carrier-protein] synthase activity. The transcript is spliced from 3 exons. Gene Ontology annotation, cellular component: fatty acid synthase complex. Lineage: Eukaryota; Fungi; Ascomycota; Eurotiomycetes; Eurotiales; Aspergillaceae. Gene Ontology annotation, biological process: long-chain fatty acid biosynthetic process. The coding region runs from base 1 to 4854 and encodes 1617 amino acids.
AUGGCUGCCGAUAUGGAUACCCAGCGCAAGCUGGCUCGCAUACUGCUCAUUGAGCUUAUGGCAUACCAAUUUGCUUCCCCAGUACAAUGGAUUGAAACGCAGGACGUAAUCCUCUCUCGCAGGGAGUGCGACAAGAUCGUCGAAAUCGGGCCCACUCCGACACUCGCGGGCAUGUUUCAGCGAACUAUCGACAGCAAAUACCAGACUCAGGAGUGCACCAGGCCUAAACCGCGACGACUCUUGAAUUCAGAGAAGAACACUCAAGAAGUUUAUUUCGAAGACUCCCCCGGUGUCGUUGAAUCUAAGCCGAAGGAAAGGACAAAUGACGCAGCAAAACCAGCUGCUAAACCAUCUCCUGUCAAAAGAGAAGUGGCUCCGGUAGCGCAACCAGAGACGGUAUCGGCACCGACGCCGAAGCCAACAACGAUAGAAAUCGAGGAUGAAGGAGUAAAGGCACAGUUGAUUGUGACUGCGAUAGUGUCACGAGCGCUCAAGAAGGCGCCGUCCGAUGUUGACUGGACCAAGUCUAUCAAAGUUCUUGCUGGCGGCCGCUCAACUUUGGAAAAUGAGGUCGUUGGAGACCUCCAUGCAGAAUUCGGCUCGCUCCCAGAGCGCGUUGAAGACACACCUGUGGCCGAGGUGUGGCAGGCGAUCCAGGCAAGCCACAGUGGUGUACUCGGAAAAGUGUCCACAAACAUGAUUAAUUCACUUUUCACUUCCAAACUGCCCAGUGGCUUCACCACCGCUGCGGCGCGAGAUCGACUUAAGACACAAUGGGGUCUUAAACAAGGGCGGCAGGAUUCUUGUCUACUCCUUGCAACGACAGAGGCACCCGUGGCGAGGAUUUCGUCUGAAUCCGACGCAAAAUCUUACAUUGACGGCAUUGUGGAGAGCUAUGCUUCGAAGAACGGUAUUCCUUUAUCGACAUCUCACGCCUCUGCGGACGGAGCCUCAGCCUCCAAUAUCAUGGUCGACCCAGAAGCAUUGAAAGCGAUGUCUGAGGCUCAGAAAGCGGUGUCGAGACAGCUCCUUAACAUUUAUGCCUCCCAGCUCGGUCUGGACCUGGGAGCGGAUCGACAAGCAUUAGACGCUCUCCAUAACGACAUCAAAACCGGGCUGCAACCAGAGCUGGAUCUCUGGACGGAGGAGUACGGGGAAGACUACACCAAUGGUAUCAGGCCACGAUUCGAUUUCCGCAAAAUCCGCACGUACGAUUCGGCAUGGAGUUGGGCCCGUCAGAGGCUCCUCGAGCUGUCCGAGCUGGUAACUUCAGCGCAGCGUGGAGAUGAACUCACCCUCGAUCAAGGGAAUGUCCUGCAAGCGUGCUACGCAAUUGCCAACGCGGCGGAUGAGACACUACUUCAUGUUAUCAAUGAGGUGUUGGCAAAGCUUGGGAACUCCGCAGUUCCGCGGCCUAUUUUCACUAAUCUAAAGGCUCUGUGCAAGCAUGUGCUGGAAUUCGGUCCAACCUUCAAAGGAUCCCCCAGACAGAUGGCGCCAUGCACAACUAUCGAGAAAGACGGAACGAUACGAUAUUACGAAAAGGAACGUGAAGAUAGAACUCCUUUUGCUCAGCUGGCAUCGCCAACACCUGAGGAUGGUGCUCUUCCCUAUAUCCACCUAAGGGAACAGCAGGGAGGUGCAUGGUACUACAGUCGCGCAUUGACGGCAAAAUUCCAGAAUGCGCUUACUCUGGUGCACGACCGAGGUUCAUCCUUCAAUGGGCAAACCGUGCUGAUGACGGGAGCGGGAAUUGGUUCAAUCGGAGCUGCGAUGAUCCGACACUUCCUACAGGGUGGAGCCAGAGUCGUUGUCACAACUUCCUCCCUGACUCCCGAGGUGGCGAAGGUAUACCAGAGUAUCUAUAUGGACCACGGUGCCAAGGGCUCUCAGCUCGUUGUUGUCCCAUUCAACCAAGCCAGUGUUAAGGACAUCGAAUCGUUGAUCGAGUAUGUCUAUUCGCAAAGUGGUCUUGGCUCGGACAUAGACUGCUUUAUUCCUUUUGCUGCUAUUAGUGAGGCUGGCCGACGACUCGACUCUAUUGACUCGAAAUCCGAGCUUGCCCAUCGCUUGAUGCUCACAAACGUCCUACGUUUGCUGGGCACCAUCAAAACCAGCAAGGAAAAGUAUCACUGUCAUACCAAUCCCACCCAUGUCAUCUUGCCUCUGUCUCCCAAUCAUGGAACCAUUGGUGGGGAUGGUCUAUACGGUGAGUCAAAACUGGGAUUAGAGACGCUGUUCAAUCGGUGGCACUCAGAGGAUUGGCAAGACUACCUGUCCAUUUGCGGUGCCGUCAUCGGUUGGACAAGAGGAACAGGUUUAAUGAACCAGAACGAUCUCAUUGCAGAGGGCAUUGAGGCGGCUGGCAUGCGGACCUUUUCUCAGGAGGAGAUGGCCUAUGCUCUGGUCUGCCUAUGUGUGCAGGAAAUGACUGAGCUUUGUCAGGAGAGACCCCUUUACGCAGACCUAACGGGCCGAAUGGCAGAGGUGCAGGGGCUCGGAGAAAAGCUGCAAACGCUGCGUCAGCAGCUCAAGGAAAGAAGCGAAAUACAGGCUGCGCUUCUCGCAGAAUCGAUACUAGAGCAGCAAUGCUCGACCACCGGCCAAUCUUCCCAACCGAACACCAGCUCGGACCGACUCGAGCAGAGAGCACAUGUGCGCUUGGACUUCCCCAAGCCGCUUGACUACGAUCGCGAUAUACGCAUUCUGGGAUCAGACCUCCAGGGAAUGGUGGACCUAGAUCGAACCGUAGUGGUGACGGGGUUCUCGGAGUUAGGGCCCGUGGGCAAUGCUCGCACGCGAUGGGAGAUGGAGGCAUAUGGCCAAUUCUCCCUUGAGGGCGCCAUUGAACUAGCCUGGCUCAUGGGAUACAUCACUCACUUCGCUGGAACAAUCGAUGGAGCUCCAUACUCCGGGUGGGUAGAUACCACGACCAAAAAGCCCGUCGCAGAUAUCGAUGUGAAAUCAAUCUACGAGGAAAGAAUCUUGACUCAUACCGGGAUCCGUCUGAUCGAGUCAGAUAGGAAGCCUUUCUUGCACGAGAUUACAUUGCAACAGGACUUGGAGCCUCUCGAUAUGCCUGAGUCGCUCGCAGAGCAGAUGAAGUCGGAGCAUGGAGAGUUCGCCGCAGUUCAACAAUCCACAACACCAGAUCUUUUCACGGUUCAGCUUCGCAAGGGUGCUAGACUCUAUAUACCUCGUGCAAUGCAAUCCACUCGCACAGUGGCUGGACUCAUUCCGACUGGCUGGGAUCCGCGUAUUUAUGGUAUCCCCGAGGAGAUCGUGUCUCAGGUCGACCGGGUCACGCUUUUCACCCUGGUGUGUACGGUUGAAGCGUUAUUGUCUUCCGGAAUCACUGAUCCGUAUGAGCUAUACCAAUACAUCCACGUGUCUGAGGUAGGGACAUGUAUUGGUUCGGGACUUGGAGGUGCCACUUCCCUAAACAAGAUGUUCAACGGGCGCCAAAGCGCUCACGACGUUCCGAAAGAUAUCCUACAAGAGACUUUCAUUAAUACCACAGGGGCUUGGGUCAAUAUGCUUCUGCUCUCGGCAAGUGGGCCCCUUCGCACCCCAGUCGGUGCAUGUGCCACAGCUGUUGAGUCUCUGGAAUUAGGGUAUGAUACCAUUGUCACUGGUAAAGCUAAGUUCUGUUUGGUCGGCGGCUGUGAUGAUUUUACGACAGAGACCUCGCAGGAGUUUGCCAAUAUGAAAGCAACUAGCAAUGCAGAGGAGGAAUUGGCAAAAGGUCGAGCUCCUCAUGAAAUGUCCCGACCGACCACGAGCACUCGCAGCGGCUUUGUGGAAUCCCAAGGUUCCGGACUCCAGGUGCUCACAACGGCAGCACUGGCGGUGAAAAUGGGCUUACCAAUUCGCGGUAUUAUUGCUUUUACCAGCACAUCUAGCGAUAAGGCCGGCCGCUCGGUGCCAGCCCCUGGAAAGGGUGUUCUUACCAACGCCAAGCACAUCGCCUCAAGGGUACCAUCACCUCUCAUGAAUAUCCGCAAUCGCCGGAAGCGGUUGGACUUCCGCCUCCGCCAGAUUGCAGAAGCGCGGGACGUAGCCUUGCAGGAUCUCGACUUCGAAGUGGCUGCGGUGGUAGCCCAGAGCUCGACUGUGGAUGUUGAGGCCUACGUCCAUGAGCGUCGACAGCAGAUAGCGGCUGACUUUGCCCGCGAUCAAAAGGACGCUCGCUUCAAUCUGGGUAACGACUUCUGGCGCAACGAGCCAAAUAUCGCACCACUUGCCGGCGCCCUUGCGACAUGGGGGCUUACCAUCGAUGACCUAGAUGUGGCGUCCUUCCAUGGCACGUCGACCGUGAUGAACGAUAAGAAUGAAUCCAGUGUCAUUCACCAGCAACUGAGCUCGAUGGGUCGACGAAAAGGCAACCUCAUCCUCAGCGUCUUCCAAAAAUCCCUGACCGGUCACUCCAAGGGUGCUGCGGGCGCCUGGAUGCUCAAUGGAGCCCUCCAGAUGCUCGACUCGGGGCUGGUCCCUGGUAACAGGAACGCUGAUAAUAUCGAUUCGAAGCUGGAGGAGUUUGCUGAUCUGAUCGCCUACGUGCAACGGCCGAUCCGUGUCCCCGAUAUCAAGGCCGUUUCCGUCACUUCCUUCGGUUUUGGUCAGAAAGGAGCGCAAGCCCUCUGUGUCCAUCCCCGGUAUCUCUUUGCCACUCUAGAUCGGGAAGAGUACCAUGCUUAUCUCGACCGCUGCACAAAGCGCAAGAGGAAGGCGGACAUGUAUUUCUACGAGGGAAUGAAUGGGAACUCCCUCUUCCGUGCCAAAACCGCGCCGCCAUUCGCCCCGUCUGAGGAGACGAAGACGUACCUUGACCCAACUGUCCGAUUUACGUGUUAA